GCAGUCGCGGCACGGCUUUCGAUCAGUGACUUCCAGUGGCAGCAACGGAUUUGCUACGGUACGCCAUCGAAUCCCACAGCAUCAUCAGUGUUUCCCAGCUCCGAAAUUGAAUCGUCGGGUUUAUCGAGCGUGUAAUUUGUGCUCUGUUCGCGAGAUUUAUGAUCCACGGCACCUGCCCACUGACAGCCUAAAUGUCUGUGCCCCGUGCCCCUCGAUUCCAGCGCCUCCGCUGGGUGGUCUGUCUGCUGGCCAGCCUCUGGUUCUCCGGCAGCCGGGCUCAGUUGCCUGGAGCCGGCUUCCAGGGACAACGUGCGCAGGUGCCGCCACUUCAGCCACUGCAGCCGCUGCAGCAGCCAGCCAAUCCCUUCCAGCGACGCCAGCCCAAUCCCGUACAGGGUCAGGGCCUGUUCCCUGGCCAGCGGAAUCCCCUGAACCCACUGGCACCUCCGCUCGCCGGAGCUGCCCUACAGAACCCCUAUACCCGCUACAACCAGUACCAGCAGCAAAACUACGUGCCCAUCACCGCCUACCAGAACGAACUCAACCUGGAUGGAAGCUUCUCCUACGGAUACUCGUCCGCCGAUGGAACCACUGCCCAGGCGCAGGGAUACGUCAAGAACUUGGGGUAUGGUGAGGGCGUCGAGGCACAGGUAAUCCAGGGCUCCUACUCGUACACCUCACCGGAGGGCACACCCAUCACAGUGCGCUACAUCGCCGAUGAGAACGGGUUUCGAGCGGAGGGCACGGGGAUUCCAUCUACACCGCAGUACUUCGCGGGUUCCCAGCCCUAUCAGCAGGGCCUGCUGAAUCCCAAUCUGAAUCCAUACCAGACGCCCUUCCGCCAGCUGCCGCCGCCACUGCCCAACGCCCCCUUUCGUCCCCAGAUUCCAGGACAACAGCCGCUGAACCCGCUGCAACAGCAGCAGCAGCAGCAGCAGCAGCUGCAACAGCAACGCGGAUUCCAGCAGUCAAACUCCGGGCAAUAUCAACCGGAUCAGCCGUUCAAUCAGCUGCAUUCCGGGAACUUGCCCGGCCAGUAUGCCGGGCAAUUUGGCCAGCAAUCGUUUGGCAGCAAUCUUACUGCGCAACAGGCACAACAGCAGCAGAAUCUCAACCAGCAGCAGCAGCAACAGCAGCAGCAGCAACAGCAACAGCAGCAGCAGAAGGAGCAGCAAAACGAGCAGCAGCAACAGGCGCUAAUCACCCAACAACUGAGGGGCAGACCCAACAAUCUGGUGGAUCCCUAUGGCUAUAACCAGUACGGCAGACGCUUCAAGAAGUCCCCAAAGAAAUAACAUUUAAAUAACGUUUAAUGUCAUUUAAACGAUUGCUUAGUUUAAAGAUGUAGUCGCAGCUCAAAGGCAUGCAAUACAUGCAACUGAAAAGUC
Drosophila erecta is the source of this 1388-nucleotide messenger RNA. RefSeq names its product mediator of RNA polymerase II transcription subunit 15 (gene Cpr47Ee). Gene Ontology annotation, cellular component: chitin-based extracellular matrix. The transcript is spliced from 2 exons. NCBI's taxonomy places the organism in Eukaryota, Metazoa, Arthropoda, Insecta, Diptera, Drosophilidae. The record is from RefSeq and is a predicted model, not a curated record. Gene Ontology annotation, molecular function: structural constituent of chitin-based larval cuticle. Bases 192 to 1295 code for a protein of 367 amino acids.